CGGAUAUUUAACCACCAACUGACCGCAUCUCAACCUCCACCAUCUCCGACCCGCUGCUAUGUGUAAAGGACUAGCAUCGCUGCCUACCUGCUGCCUGGAAAGGUACACGGAGCUUCAUGCAAACACUCCCCCGUAACAGCAGAUGUUUAGGGCUAAGGAGCUGAAAGCAAGGCUGGGAAGCAUUUUGCAAAAAUCCAGCUGGAGCCUAUCUUGUUGCAAAAUAGGAAAGAAUAAGCCAACCCUGGAGGAAUGUCUCAAGUGGAAAGAGUCCUUUGAAAAACUCCUGUCCAGCAAAUAUGGACUGUGUGCCUUCACGACCUUCCUGGUGUCUGAGUUCAGCGAGGAGAACAUUGCGUUCUACUUCGCCUGUGAGGAUUACAGAUGCACCAAGAGUCCGGCCAAGCUACCUGCCAAAGCUCAGAAAAUCUACAACGAAUUCAUCGGCAGCGAGGCUCCCCGAGAGAUUAAUAUUGACCAUGAAACCCGUGACAUCACCAGAGCCAACAUGCAGGCUCCCUCGCUCUCUUGUUUCGACCUGGCCCAGCACAAGAUCUACAUGCUCAUGGCCAAAGACUGCUACCCCCGCUUCCUCCGCUCCACAGCCUACAGCGACCUAGUGUGCCAAGCCAAGACAAGCGCCAAGCAGGCCCAGCAGGAGAAGAAGGCGUGAAAUCACUCCGGCACCCUUUGAGGGAUUGUUAGCGAUUGCCUUAAGAUUUGAGACGGCAGGAAAAAAAAGAAAAGAAACGGCGUUAGGUGUUGCAUCCUGAAGCGACCGCCAACGCUGCUGCAGACGCAGAGGUCGGCAUGGGAGAAACGUCAGAUGGGCACGUUUUGUAGAUGCCAUCUCCUUGGAAGAUGAGAAAGGAAGAAAUGGAGGAAAUGUGGACUGUAGUGUCACUGGAGGAGGAGUUUGCUCAGAAAAGUCAAGGGAAUGUUUCACAGACUGACUGACAAUCAGAUUGGAGAGAAGCAGAUGUGGAAAAUGCACUUUUCUUUGCCAUUAGGCAAAAUGUUGUGCUUGUGAUGUGCAAUGUGACCCUAUGUCUUUGUCUUACACUGUUUGUGAACAGGCAUGUGGGUACUUUUAAGAAUUUGUAUUUAUUUGUCUAUAAUAUAUUUCUUUUUUUUUCAUUGCCAAACAAUGAUGAAAACCAUGUGCAAUUGUCUUUAUAAUAUUUAAAAUAUUUAUAUCACUGUCUUUUCUAUGUAACGGCAAAUAAAUUAUUUGAAAAAUAAAAUGUGGAGUGAAGCUCAAA
Mugil cephalus (flathead mullet) is the source of this 1259-nucleotide messenger RNA. RefSeq names its product regulator of G protein signaling 16 (gene rgs16). NCBI's taxonomy places the organism in Eukaryota, Metazoa, Chordata, Actinopteri, Mugiliformes, Mugilidae. Bases 143 to 670 code for a protein of 175 amino acids. The transcript is spliced from 5 exons. The record is from RefSeq and is a predicted model, not a curated record.